Arabis nemorensis is the source of this 231-nucleotide messenger RNA. The record is from the annotation of a GenBank genome assembly. Lineage: Eukaryota; Viridiplantae; Streptophyta; Magnoliopsida; Brassicales; Brassicaceae.
AUGGAAAAAGCAUCAUUGUGCGUAACAGCGGUGCAUAGACUAUUGAGACUCAUAGUUGAAUCGGGUGGUGUUCCUCCUGAUUGGAUGGUCUUAAUGGCAAAGAGGCACCAGAACAAAAUAACCGGCCUCAUUCAAGAUCCAUUUAGCUCAAGAGAUCCUCAACAAUGCCGAGAAAAAGAAGGAAGAACGCUUGACACAACUUUCUCAAGAUGGGUUGAUGUCCUCCAAUGA